Messenger RNA from Populus trichocarpa (black cottonwood), 1508 nucleotides. Its product is annotated as protochlorophyllide reductase, chloroplastic. The transcript has 5 exons. The record is from RefSeq and is a predicted model, not a curated record. Gene Ontology annotation, molecular function: protochlorophyllide reductase activity. Bases 140 to 1339 code for a protein of 399 amino acids. Lineage: Eukaryota; Viridiplantae; Streptophyta; Magnoliopsida; Malpighiales; Salicaceae.
UCCAAACAAGCUCAAGCUUUGCACACUUCUAAGCUGAGCUCUUCACUCCAGCCAGUACUGUAUACAAAAUCUACAGUCCUUAAAACAAAGGAUUUGAAAACCCAUUUUACGAGGCACAGAGUUUGCUUUGCAAGCGGUAAUGGCUCUCCAGGCUGCUUCUUUGGUUUCCUCUGCUUUUGUUGUCCCCAAAGAGGGAAAAUCUAGUGCAUCUUUGAAGGAGUCAAGCUUGCUUGGAGUUUCACUCUCAGACCAUGUCAAAGCUGACUUUAGCUCUUCUACAUUGAAGUGGAAGAGGGAAUUCAACCAAAGAGUUAGGACUGUAAGAGCCCAAUCAAUGGCCACUGCUACUCCAGCAGUCAACAGGGCUUCUUCAGACGGCAAGAAAACUCUUAGACAGGGAUGCUGCAUUGUCACUGGUGCCUCCUCUGGAUUAGGUCUAGCAGCAGCUAAGGCUCUAGCUGAAACUGGAAAAUGGCAUGUAAUUAUGGCCUGCAGAGACUUCCUUAAGGCAGAAAGGGCUGCUAAAUCAGCUGGCAUUGCCAAAGAGAACUGCACCAUUAUGCAUCUGGACCUUGCUUCACUGGAGAGUGUCCGCCAAUUUGUGGAUACCUUUAGGCGAUCAGGAAGGGCACUUGAUGUGCUAGUUUGCAAUGCUGCUGUUUACCUGCCAACUGCAAAAGAGCCUACAUUCACUGCUGAAGGAUUUGAACUUAGUGUUGGAACUAACCAUUUGGGUCAUUUCCUCCUUUCAAGAUUGUUGCUUGAGGACAUGAAGAAAUCUGAUUACCCAUCGAAACGUCUCAUAAUUGUUGGCUCAAUUACAGGGAACACAAAUACAUUGGCUGGCAAUGUUCCUCCCAAGGCCAAUCUUGGUGACUUGAGGGGACUUGCAGGGGGCUUGAAUGGGCUAAACAGCUCAGCUAUGAUUGAUGGUGGUGAAUUUGAUGGUGCCAAAGCCUAUAAGGAUAGCAAAGUCUGCAACAUGCUCACUAUGCAAGAGUUCCACAGGCGUUUCCAUGAAGAAACUGGCAUUACAUUUGCUUCCCUUUACCCAGGUUGCAUUGCCACAACAGGCUUGUUCAGGGAGCACAUUCCUUUGUUCAGGCUUCUAUUCCCUCCAUUCCAAAAGUACAUCACUAAGGGCUUCGUCUCCGAGGAAGAUGCUGGAAAAAGACUUGCUCAGGUUGUGAGUGAUCCAAGCUUGACAAAAUCAGGGGUCUACUGGAGUUGGAACAAGGACUCGGCUUCUUUUGAGAAUCAGCUAUCUCAAGAAGCUAGUGAUGCGGAGAAGGCUCGUAAAGUGUGGGAGGUUAGCGAGAAACUCGUUGGUUUGGCCUAAUUAAGAAAGGCUGGAGAGAGUUUCUUGUGUACUAAUCUUUGCCAUGGGAGAGGAUGAUGUUAGUGCAAAAAAAAAAAAAAAAAUACUGCGUCCUUUCGUGAGUUUGGAUUUGGAUGAUUUGCUUCUGUAAACAAUUUUCACUUAGUAGGAGUAGAUGACUCUGUAUCAA